CCUUCAAACGUGCAACGCUCCGAGCUUUAUAAACAGCCGCGAGCGCUCGCACACGUACUGCUCCUACAUUGAUCUACUCCAAGAACUCGGACACAUAAUAAACCAAAGACCUCUCCCUCUCCACCUUGAUCAUCCAUGUCGGGGUGGGCAGCCGCGAAGGAGGAUGCGCCGGCCCAGCUGGAGCCAUCGCCGGCGCUGGACGGCCCACCGGAGUUCCUGUGCCCGAUCACCCUGGACAUGAUGUGGGACCCCGUCGUGGGUCCAACGGGCAUCACCUACGACCGCGCCGGCAUCGAGGCCUGGCUGCUCCCCACCGGGCGCGGUACGUGUCCCGUCACCCACGGCGAGCUUUGUGCCGAGGACCUCGUCCCCAACCACACCCUCCGCCGCCACAUCCAGGCCUGGUGCGCCGCCAACAGCUUCCACGGUGUCGAACGGGUCCCCACGCCGCGGACCCCUGCCACGCCCGCGCAGGCCGCCGACGCCGUCGCAGAGGUCGAGGCCGCCGCCCGUGAAGGUGAUGCGGCGUGGUGCGCGGAGGCCGCGCGCGGGGUCAGGCACCUCGCUAGGGUGGCCGACCGGAACCGUCAAUGCCUCGCGUCCGCCGGCGCGGCCCGCGCGCUAGCAGUGGCGUUUGCCUCCUUCGCGCCCAGCGCCGGCGCUGCUGGGACUGGCGACGUGCUCGACGACGUCCUGGCAGCGCUGGUGCUAGUGAUGCCGAUCGACGAGGAGGCCAUCGCGGCCAUCGGCUCGUCGAGGGCGUCCGUGGCGCGGCUCGUCACCGUUGCCGCGCACGGUGACCUGCACAGGCGGCUGCAAGCAGUGGUCCUGGUCAGAGAGAUUAUCACCUUCUUAUGCAACGGCAGCGGCGCGGGUGCCAUUGACCUGAGCGCAAACGUCGAUGCCAUCGUCGAGGUGGUGGUCAAGACGGUCAGGGACGCCAUCUGCCCGCAGGCCACCAAGGCGUGCCUGGUCGCCGCGUGCCACCUCGCGCAGGCCGACGAGUGCGCCGCGGCGCGCCUCGCGGCAGCCGGGCUCGUGCCGGUGCUCGUCGAGCUCCUCGUCGACGCUGACAGGAGCUCGGCCGAAAUGGCUCUUGCCACGCUCGACGCGACACUAGCAUCCAGCGACGGCAGGGCGCGGGCCCGGGCCGAUGCGCUCGCCGUCCCCGUGCUCGUCAAGAAGAUGUUCCGCGUGUCGGACACGGCCACCGAGCUCGUUGUGUCCGCCCUUUGGCGCAUAUGUAAGUUGCGCCAGGACGACGAUGGGAUGGACACUGCAGAGGCGAGGCGGCUCGCCAUCGUCGAGGCGCUGCAUGUGGGUGCGUUGCAGAAGCUGUUGCUGCUCUUGCAGGUUGGGUGCAUGGAGGAAACGAAGGAGAAGGCCACUGAGCUGCUGGGGUUGAUGGUCAAGUAUCAGGCCAAAGGCGAGUGCAUUGACACCAUGGAUUUCAAAGGCCUCAACAAGGUUUCUUGAAAUCGAGAUAGAUGUAGAAACUAGAAACACUGUAAUUUCGAGCAGAUAUUUUUGGUGAAUUCAGUAUAAUAUAACAAAAGGAAAUAGGGGGAAAUGUACAUAAAUAUUGUAAAUACUCCCUCUGAUCCGUUCGAGAAUGUAACACGUAUUUUAUUUUACAAAAGUCAUUAAAAAUAAACUUUGAUCGUAAAUUUCUCUUGUAA
This is a messenger RNA of Phragmites australis (common reed), 1679 nucleotides long. Its product is annotated as U-box domain-containing protein 21-like. Gene Ontology annotation, biological process: protein ubiquitination. NCBI's taxonomy places the organism in Eukaryota, Viridiplantae, Streptophyta, Magnoliopsida, Poales, Poaceae. Gene Ontology annotation, molecular function: ubiquitin protein ligase activity. Bases 136 to 1476 code for a protein of 446 amino acids. The transcript has a single exon. The record is from RefSeq and is a predicted model, not a curated record.